CACCUGACUGAACCAGCACUGAAGCGGAACGUUGUAGGAUUUGCAGUUUCACUUUUGUGUUUGGGCAUAGUUUACGGCUGUAGUUGGCGACUGUAAGAGCUGUAGUGUUUUCCGGGUGUUUGUAGUUGCUCAGUCGUGCUGUGGCAAGUGUCAGGUCACGUUAAAGUACAGUUUCGACUAGCGAAAGAUGUAAAAUUAGCUACUCUGUUUCUUCAUUGCAAAGCUUACGUUACAUACACUUCCUCGUCAAAAGAAGAACUACAAGUUACCUUCACUUGAAUAUAGCAAAGGAUAUUAUUGGUACUAUGGCUGCGGAAGAAGCUGUGUUUUUAGAUUAUAAGAAGAAUACCUGCAAUUACAAGGGCUACAGGCAUGCAGCACAUGCUUUAAUUUAUUGUAAAAUGGCUCCAAGCAAUGAGAAAAUGAAACAUGCGGUUAUGAUGCAGCUUAGAUUUGACGGGACCUUAGGAUUUCCUGGUGGCUUUGUAGACGGUGGCGAGAACCUUGAAAAUGGACUUAACCGGGAGCUUUAUGAAGAAAUUGGUCUUACCCAAGCCAACCAUUUUACUGAGACUGAUUACUUUGGCUCUUGGUAUCAUGAGCAUAUUAGACUAAUGGACCAUUUCUAUGUUAAAAAACUAACUGAAAAUGAUUUCGUUAAAUUAGAGAACAGAACUUUAGAAUGUCAUGACUGGGGUGGGGAAACCAUGGGAAUAAUUCGUGUCCCGUUGCAGAAAUCGUCAAAAAAUCCGAAUUUCUAUAGUUUAAGUCAAUUUUUUCAACAUAAUUUUAUCGGCAAUGCAAAGCAUCAGUUAAUACAAGUUUUAGUUGAAAAGAAUAUUUUACCUGCUGUAGAUGUACAAGAUGCAUCUGUAAACCUGAUCAAUAAUGUUUGAUGUAUGUACUAUGCAAUUUAUUUGCUUUUAAAUUUUAAUCACUUUGUUUAAAUACUAUUGUACUGUGAAUAUUAUUGAUCAACAGUAUAUUUCAUGUCACUGUCUUGAGCUUUCAAUAU
Messenger RNA from Ciona intestinalis (vase tunicate), 1015 nucleotides. Its product is annotated as U8 snoRNA-decapping enzyme-like. The record is from RefSeq and is a predicted model, not a curated record. Gene Ontology annotation, cellular component: nucleus. Gene Ontology annotation, biological process: mRNA catabolic process; sno(s)RNA catabolic process. Lineage: Eukaryota; Metazoa; Chordata; Ascidiacea; Phlebobranchia; Cionidae. Gene Ontology annotation, molecular function: snoRNA binding; phosphodiesterase decapping endonuclease activity.